AACAUUCCUGAAGAAAACUUGUAUGUGAAGUGUAACGGGCGACUGGCUAAUGACGAAGAUGUGUUGCAGAGUGGAGUUGUUUAUAGUCUGGAGCCAAGACUUUGUGGUGGAAAAGGAGGGUUUGGAUCUAUGCUGCGAGCGCUUGGCGCUCAGAUUGAGAAGACAACGAACAGAGAGGCUUGCCGAGACCUCAGUGGAAGGAGACUUCGAGAUGUCAAUCACGAGAAAGCGAUGGCUGAAUGGGUGAAGAAGCAAGCGGAACGGGAAGCAGAGAAGGAGCAGAGGCGCUUGGAGCGGCUGCAGCGGAAGCUGGCGGAGCCGCGACACACCUUCACGGACCCCGAGUACGAGCAGCAGUACCGCGAGAUGGCUGAGCGGCAGGAGGAGUCCAUCCGCAUAGGAUUGCAGGUUAUUGCGAGCAAAGCAAUGUCCUCAGAACGUGGCAAGAGUCGGAAGCGUCCAGGGGAACCUGGAAAGAAUGAAACAAAAUCUCAGAAAAGGAAAUGCGUUUGGCUGGGAUUGGCUGAUGCUGACAGUUCAGGCUGUGAGGGUGGCAGUAAAGAUGAAUCCCUUUGUACAUCUGAUCGAAGUUGUUCACCAGGCAGCAGAUACAAUGAAAAUCUUGGAAAUGAAUGUUCAAGCAGCUCUGUGUCUUUGGUGGAGGGUAGUCCAGCUGCCAGUGCAACUGAGAAACCACUGGAGCAGCCAGAAGGUACUGGAAGAGACCUACAAGGAGAGAUGUGUCCAGGUGGGCAAACUGAAAUUCCAGCUGAAGAAAAUAAAGUGACAAAGCCCCUGAAGGAAGAGGCCCAAGGAAAGAAUGAAGUGACAAAGCCCCUGAAGGAAGAGGCUCAAGGAAAGAAUGAAGUGACAAAGCCCCUGAAGGAAGAGGAGCAAGAAAAUGUUUCCUCUAAGGCACAGGAAACAAACCAGUCACAGAGCACA
Molecule: messenger RNA, 945 nt
Organism: Acanthisitta chloris (rifleman)
Lineage: Eukaryota; Metazoa; Chordata; Aves; Passeriformes; Acanthisittidae
Gene: SDE2
Product: SDE2 telomere maintenance homolog (S. pombe)
Exons: 5
Cellular component (GO): nucleus
Source: RefSeq, a predicted model, not a curated record